CACAUUCUUGACUUCCGCAGAGUCACUAUAAGAUAUGAACCUUUUCACAUCUAAAUGUAAAAGACUUUCACUAAUAAGAUAUAAAUAAUGUAUCCUUCGUGGAGAAAUCAUGUUCCACAGCUUCGCGUUGUUGUUCCCCGGAAAGGUCACCGAGUCGGACACACAACACACUGCUAAUGUGGAGGAGAGCUUGUGUAAUGUCGCGUACUCUCGGAUGAUUUGCAGAUACUUUAAUUCCCUGGCCUCCUUUUAAUCCACAUACCUCGGAGAGCACAAGGAUUUAGCAUGUAUUCGUUGAUAAAUAAGAGUGUUUUAAAUGACGGUUGUAUUUGUCAGCUAUUAAGGACAUGCAUGAGCAGAGUGGCAGCGCUUCCCGAGGUACCCAGGCAUAGGAAUAUUUCCACUGGACGUGCGAAACCUGAACAUGCUUUGUCCAAAUCGCAAUACCAAUCGUCUUUAAGAUGUGCCAGGCAACUCUCGGGCAGACCAGGAGGAGCGAUGAACGUCUUUGACAGGACUAUGAAACGCAAACAGAAGAAGUGGGCAGCAUCGCUUCAAGACGGCGACCAGUACGAUUACCUGAGAGCAGAGAUUGGACUUAGAGUGGCAGACAGAGUUUACGACGUUGCAAGGACCUUUCCUUUGGCAUUAGAUGUUGGCUGUGGAAAAAGUUACAUUGCUGAGAAUUUGAGCAAGGAUGUAGUUGAACGGUUCUUCCUUACCGAUAUAUGUAGCAAGUCAUUGAGGCAGCAGAGGCCGAGUGAGAUGCCCAGCCACUGCGUCCUGGCCGAUGAGGAGUACCUGCCAUUUAAAGACAACACUUUUGAUCUGGUGGUCAGCAGUUUAAGCCUGCACUGGAUCAAUGACCUUCCUGGUGCUUUACGACAGAUCCAGCAGGUUCUGAAGCCUGACGGCGUGUUCAUCGGGGCGAUGGUCGGGGGGGAGACCCUGUACGAGCUGCGCUGCUCCCUGCAGUUGGCCGAGUUGGAGCGCGAGGGGGGGUUCGCUCCGCACAUCUCCCCCUACACGGCCGUCACCGACUUGGGCAACCUGAUGGGCCAAGCGGGCUUCAACAUGCUCACCGUGGACAUUGAUGAAAUCCAGGUCCACUUCCCAGGAAUGCUUGAGGUCAUGAAGGACUUGCAAGGAAUGGGAGAAAGCAACUGUGCGUGGAACAGGAAGCCGAUGAUCCAUAGAGACACCCUGUUAGCAGCGGCGGCUAUCUACAAGGAGAUGUAUGGGAAUGAGGACGGUACCGUCCCAGCCACCAUUGAGGUCCUUCACAUGAUUGGCUGGAAACCCCAUGAGUCUCAGGCCAAGCCUGCCAAGAGAGGCUCAGCUAACGUAUCAUUCGCAGACCUGUCCAAGAUUGGCACAAUUGCACCGGACCAAAAGUCAUAGUCAGCGUGUGCGUCAGAGUGUGUGUGUGUGUGUGUGUGUGUGUGUGUGUGUGUGGGUAAGGUAUUUUCUGUACAUUCAUUGGUAUAGAUACCAUGGAGGUUUAAAUGUACUCAAUGUAAUAUUAAACAAAAACCUGUACACUUGUAAAGAAAUUCAAAAUGUCAAUAAAUGCUCAAUGUAGUA
Messenger RNA from Clupea harengus (Atlantic herring), 1584 nucleotides. It is a transcript of the gene ndufaf5, whose product is annotated as NADH:ubiquinone oxidoreductase complex assembly factor 5. The record is from RefSeq and is a predicted model, not a curated record. Gene Ontology annotation, molecular function: S-adenosylmethionine-dependent methyltransferase activity. Lineage: Eukaryota; Metazoa; Chordata; Actinopteri; Clupeiformes; Clupeidae. Gene Ontology annotation, biological process: mitochondrial respiratory chain complex I assembly. Gene Ontology annotation, cellular component: mitochondrion.